Molecule: messenger RNA, 912 nt
Organism: Aspergillus oryzae RIB40
Lineage: Eukaryota; Fungi; Ascomycota; Eurotiomycetes; Eurotiales; Aspergillaceae
Product: FPP/GGPP synthase family protein
Exons: 4
Coding region: 1-912 (303 amino acids)
Biological process (GO): isoprenoid biosynthetic process
Molecular function (GO): prenyltransferase activity
Source: RefSeq, a predicted model, not a curated record
AUGUGGCACACUGACGAACGUAUGCAGAUUAUUCGGGGGCCUGUGGACUAUCUAUUGAAAUGUCCCGGGAAGGAUAUUCGUCGCAAGCUCAUGCAAGCUUUCAACGAAUGGUUAAGGAUUCCAGAGGACAGGCUGAACAUCAUCGCGGAGAUUGUUGGUUUACUACACACAGCGUCUCUCUUGAUCGAUGACAUUCAAGAUUCGUCUAAACUGCGACGAGGGAUACCAGUGGCUCAUUCGAUAUUCGGUGUCGCGCAAACUAUUAACUCCGCAAACUACGCCUACUUCGCUGCCCAGGAGAAGCUCAGAGAGCUCAAUCGCCCCAAGGCGUACGAAAUCUUUACUGAAGAACUACUUCGUUUACAUCGGGGACAAGGCAUGGAUCUGUACUGGCGAGACUCUCUGACCUGCCCCACAGAAGAAGAGUACAUCGAAAUGAUCUCGAACAAAACGGGCGGUCUCUUCCGGUUGGCAAUCAAGUUAAUGCAGUUGGAAAGUGAGGUAACAAGCGAUUUCCUCGGGCUUGUCGAUCUCUUGGGUAUCAUUUUUCAGAUCCGUGACGACUACCAGAAUCUCCAAAGUGACCUGUACAGCAAGAAUAAAGGGUUUUGUGAAGACCUCACGGAAGGCAAAUUUUCCUUCCUGAUUAUACACAGCAUCAACAGUAACCUGGGUAAUCAACAACUGCUCAAUAUCCUCCGACAGAGGAGCGAGGAGGAGUCGGUGAAGAAAUACGCUGUGGAAUAUAUUCGGUCCACAGGAUCUUUUGCCUAUUGCCAGGACAGACUGGCCUCAUUGCUGCAUGAAGCAAAGAUGAUGGUCAAUGUACUAGAAGAAAACGUUGGGUUUUCUAAAGAUCCGCAAACCAUGAUAGCCAUAUUUCAGGUGUCCGAACUCAAAGGUAUCUUUUAA